Messenger RNA from Vigna radiata var. radiata (mung bean), 1407 nucleotides. Its product is annotated as probable xyloglucan endotransglucosylase/hydrolase protein 32. Bases 112 to 993 code for a protein of 293 amino acids. NCBI's taxonomy places the organism in Eukaryota, Viridiplantae, Streptophyta, Magnoliopsida, Fabales, Fabaceae. The transcript is spliced from 4 exons. Gene Ontology annotation, molecular function: xyloglucan:xyloglucosyl transferase activity; hydrolase activity, hydrolyzing O-glycosyl compounds. Gene Ontology annotation, biological process: xyloglucan metabolic process; cell wall biogenesis. Gene Ontology annotation, cellular component: apoplast; cell wall. The record is from RefSeq and is a predicted model, not a curated record.
ACUAUUCUCCCAUAUGCACCUUACCUUGAGCAGUUUCUCUCUCUCACAACUUUCAUUUAUACAAAACAGCAUCAUUCUCCUUUCUGCUAACACUUUAACUAGCUUUUCUUCAUGGCUCUCUUUCUCUUUGCUAUUUUAAUCUUGAUGGCCCCUUCAAGCAAUGCCUAUUGGCCACCUUCACCUGGCUACUGGCCAAGUUCCAAAUUCAGCUCUAUGAGUUUUUACAAAGGGUUUCGAAAUCUCUGGGGCCCUCAGCACCAAAGUCUAGACCAAAAUGCAUUAACAAUCUGGCUUGAUAGAACCUCAGGAAGUGGCUUCAAGUCGGUAAGGCCAUUUCGAUCCGGUUACUUUGGGGCUUCCAUUAAGGUCCAACCUGGCUAUACUGCAGGAGUUAUCACAGCUUUCUAUCUCUCAAACAAUGAAGCACAUCCUGGUUUCCAUGAUGAAGUGGACAUCGAGUUUCUUGGGACAACAUUUGGAAAGCCUUACACUUUGCAGACGAAUGUUUAUAUAAGAGGAAGUGGAGAUGGGAGAAUUAUAGGCAGAGAGAUGAAGUUCCAUCUCUGGUUUGAUCCUACCAAAGAUUUUCAUCACUAUGCUAUUCUGUGGAGUCCCAAGGAAAUAAUAUUCCUAGUGGAUGAUGUGCCAAUAAGAAGGUACCCGAGGAAGAGUGGUGCAACGUUUCCUCUGAGACCAAUGUGGCUAUAUGGUUCAAUAUGGGAUGCUUCAUCAUGGGCAACUGAAGAUGGAAAGUACAAAGCUGAUUACAAAUACCAACCCUUUGUGGCAAAGUAUUCGAACUUCAAAGCCAGUGGUUGCUCAGCCUAUGCACCACGGUGGUGCCACCCAGUUUCAGCCUCACCAUAUAGGUCUGGUGGGUUGACAAGACAACAAAACAGAGCCAUGAGAUGGGUGCAGAGAUACCUGAUGGUUUAUAACUACUGUCAAGACCCCAAGAGAGAUCACAGUCUAACACCUGAGUGUUGGGGUUGAACUUUGAAGUGUUCAAGUUUUCAAGCAUUUGGGAGUGAAAAAAAUGUUACCUUUUUUUGGUCGCGAAAACUAAAACACUGUUGUCUUGUGAUUUGUUUUGUUUUUUUGUUUGAGAAAGUUUCAUUUACUUUAUGUGGGUCAGUUGUGAUGGGGCCCCUAUCUUGGCAGCUGCAUAAUGCAAGUGUACGGGGUUGUGCAUCCAAGGCUCUCAAGACACCAGAAUAUUUGGAAGAUUGUGUGUUUUUUUUUCUUUCUUUUAGACAGAGGAAAAGGAAAAGAAAAAGAAAGAGAGGGAAAAGGAAUAAUAUGAAUGUCUAUGUCCAAUGAAAUGAAAAAUGGGUCGGUGAAUGUGUCUCCAUUGAGUGCGAAUACUAAAAAACCACACACUUUAUUUAUUUAAUAAUGUUAUUGUCA